AUGCAACAAAGAGAAAAGGAGACAUUCCGUGAAUACGCGCAAAGGUGGCGCGAAAUUGCAGCACAGGUUGUUCCACCUAUGGAAGAAAAGGAGAUGACGAAAGUGUUCUUAAAGACUCUUGAUACUUUUUAUUACGAGAGGAUGAUUGCAAGCGCUCCUACAGACUUUACUGACAUGGUAAACAUGGGAGUCCGUUUAGAGGAAGCAGUUCGAGAAGGGCGUCUAGUUAGAGAAGGAAGUUCAUCUUCAAGCGGGGCAAAGAGGUAUGACGGUUUUAUGAAAAAGAAGGAACAAGAAACUAAUGUUGUGUCCUAUAAUCAUCCAAGAAGGAUCAAUUAUCCUUACCAUUCCCAACACCAACAUAUAGCAACCGUGACUCCAGUAAUCACUUCCGCUCCAGUUCAAGUCCAAUACCCUCAGCAGCGUAUCAACCGCUUCCAACAGAAUACUCAGUAUCAGCAACAACAUCAACCUCAACAACAUCAACAUCAGUUACAACAACGUCCACCACAGCAACAAAGAAGAACCAAUUUUGAUCCAAUUCCGAUGUCAUAUGCAGAAUUGUAUCCAGCUUUGAUCGCUAAAAACCUUGUGCAACCACGACCACGACCUCCUGUACCAGAAGUGCUACCUUGGUGGUACAAGCCAGAGGUAUCUUGUCCCUUUCAUCAGAAUGCUCCAGGUCAUGACUUAGACAACUGUUUUGCUUUAAAGUUGGAAGUACAGAAGUUGACAAGAGCAGGUAUCCUGACCUUCAAGAACAUGGGUCCCAAUGUGAAGGACAAUCCAAUGCCAAGUCAUGGUCCUUCAUCAGUGAACAAUAUAGAAGUUUGUCUCAAUGAACAACGUGUUACGAAGAUAGAGGAGAUUCGGCAGUCUUUGGUUGAAAUUCAUUCUGUUUUAUGUGCUCAUGGUCUAUUCCAACAUGACCACCAGAUCUGUGGUACAUGUUCAGUCAAUUCAAGAGGUUGUAGAAAGAUUCAAGAUGAUUUGCAAGGCGUCCUUGAUCAGGGUUUGAUUCAGAUUUCUAGACAAGUGAGUUCUCCAGAAUCACAAGAACAAGAGGUGAAUGUCAUCAUUCCUUGCUUCAACAUUCCAGAGAAAGUAGAGAUAGCUUAUCAUCCGAGGGAGCCAGUGGUGAUUUGCCCUCCGGGCCCAAUGCCUUACACUUCAGAUAAAGCGGUCCGCUACCGCUAUGCAGCAACUAUUAUUGAGAACGGUAAAGAGGUCGAGAUUAAAACCUUAGCCUCAGUUACCAAUAUCGCAGCAAAUAGCUGA
This is a messenger RNA of Lathyrus oleraceus (garden pea), 1278 nucleotides long. RefSeq lists its product as uncharacterized. NCBI's taxonomy places the organism in Eukaryota, Viridiplantae, Streptophyta, Magnoliopsida, Fabales, Fabaceae. The record is from RefSeq and is a predicted model, not a curated record. Bases 1 to 1278 code for a protein of 425 amino acids. The transcript has a single exon.